Messenger RNA from Drosophila subobscura, 562 nucleotides. Its product is annotated as perlucin-like protein. Bases 1 to 528 code for a protein of 175 amino acids. The record is from RefSeq and is a predicted model, not a curated record. The transcript is spliced from 3 exons. NCBI's taxonomy places the organism in Eukaryota, Metazoa, Arthropoda, Insecta, Diptera, Drosophilidae. Gene Ontology annotation, molecular function: signaling receptor activity.
AUGAUUUUCAUAUUGCUCAUCGCUGUCUGUGGUGUCGCCGUCGCCUCGAAUAAUACCAAGUUGGAGUUCGUAUUCGGUGCGGACUGUAAUCCUUUGCUGCAAUGCGAUGAACAUUAUUCUGUGGCAACAUUUGCGAAGGUCAACUGGUUCGAGGCCCAUCAAAUAUGUAACAGCGUGGGAGCCGUUCUGGCCACGGUGAACAAUCGGGAUCAGCAUUCGCUCAUGCUGCAGCGUGUCAAACGAAGUAAUUUGGUUUUGGCCGAUAAACGCUUCUGGCUGGCCGCCACAAAUCUGGUGGAACGCAGCAGCCUGGGGACCUGGACUUGGCUGAGCACUGGGCUACCCAUGACGUACAGUCGCUGGGCCAGGAAAGAGCCCCGCUCGAAUAAGACUCACGGCGAUGCCUGCCUUGUGCUGGGCCAGGACACCAAGUGGCACAGUGCACCCUGCAAUGAGAAGAUCAGUUUUAUAUGCGAGAAUAUUUGUCUAUUGAAUGAGACCAUUAUAAACAAUCAAAUAUAUGUUUAAAGUGCAAUUAAAUGCGAAAAAGUAUCAACAAGAA